Messenger RNA from Caenorhabditis remanei, 300 nucleotides. RefSeq lists its product as uncharacterized. The coding region runs from base 1 to 300 and encodes 99 amino acids. The record is from RefSeq and is a predicted model, not a curated record. NCBI's taxonomy places the organism in Eukaryota, Metazoa, Nematoda, Chromadorea, Rhabditida, Rhabditidae. The transcript has 2 exons.
AUGAAGCUGCAGUUAUUCCUAUUAUUGGUUUUUGUGGCAAUUGGAGUCGCUUCAAUGAACAUCCAAGACCUGAAAACUGCCAUUCAACAAGAAAUAGCAGAAAUCGCGUCCGGAAUUCAAGAUUUGAAAGAUGCUAUUGAAUUGGAAGUUGAAGGAAGAAACAUCAGAGAUGUUGUCAAUGCUUCGGAAAUCGAGGAUCAGAUUGAGACCUACACCGGAUUGAGAGUGGGAAUACUGGAAGAUGAAAUUUCAAAACUACGUGAAUUAAUUAAAAAGUUACAAUCGGAAACUGCUUUCUGA